This is a messenger RNA of Didymodactylos carnosus, 1755 nucleotides long. Lineage: Eukaryota; Metazoa; Rotifera; Eurotatoria; Philodinida; Philodinidae. The record is from the annotation of a GenBank genome assembly.
AUGGUCUGUCGUAACAGUACAAGAGAAUUUCUACCGUAUGAACAAUUCUUUAAAACAGAAGAUUUUAUACGAUCAUUGUAUGCACUGGAUGAAGUACGUGAUUUAAUGAAACAUAUUGAUUGUCAAAUAUGUCAUUGCGGUGUACUGAUGGUUAACGAAACAAUGUAUUCAAAACAGAAAUGUGAACAGUGUAAACGUUGGUUCUGUUUCUUCUGCAAUAAAGAUUGGAAAGAGGAAGAAAUGAAAAAUGAUCAGUAUACAUGUCAUAAUCAUUGUGUCUAUGAAACAAAAUUAGGAUAUGAUCUUGUUCCGCUGGUUGUGAAUUCUCAGUUACGCGUUCCAAGUCGUCGUUGCUGUCCAAAAUGUUUUACACUCGGUGGCUACGACGCAAAAUGUAAAUAUCAUCAGUGUAGUGUUUGUAAACAUCGUUUCUGUUUUAUCUGUUUGGAAACAGAAGAUCAGUGCAGUAAAGAUCCACUUGAUUAUAUGAAAAAAUGUAAAGAUGUUAAAUUUGUCUUCGAAGAAUUAACUGAUGGCACAACCUAUACAGCUAGCCUGAUACAUUCAUUUACAUUAGACCAUUUUCGUAAUUCAGUACCAGUACUAGGUGAUUUAGGUAAAUAUCGUCUGUUAAUCGAUGAUACACAAUUGUGUUUGGAUAACGAAAAUAUAUUUAACACACAGAAACGUCUUUUGUACAACGGCGUUAAAGUUACAUUACUUGACCGCACCUAUAAUGGUACCUUGAUUGAAAAAACAUUAUUAAAAGAAAUUGUAUUAGAAGAUUUAAAAACAGAACUGCCAAAAUUAACUAAAGUAACUGCUGUCUGCAUGUUUUGUAUGUGCCAGGAGCAGUGUAGUAUUAUUCACUGCACACAUGUUUGUGCUGAUUGCUUUAACAAUUAUCUGGAACAGACUGAUAUGCAACUGAAAUGUUUAAAAGAAAGUAGAAAUCCUGCGGAUGAAAAACGUAUUUGUAAUACGGUUGUUGAAUACAAAACAUUUUUUAAGACACCAGAGUUUAUUGAUAAAUGGUCAAUACUUUGUGACAUCUAUAAAUACGGACUAAAAAUGGUUUUAAACUUAACAUUUACUUUACUGGCUGGUAAAACUAUUGUUAAACAAAUUAAUGAAGAUAUUCAGCGUGAAGAAUUUAUUGAUAUUGUGUCUCAUUUCAUAGCAAACACCGAUGCACAUCGUUUUAUUGUCAAUGGCAAACAGUUAGACUUGUGCGAUGAUGAAAAUUUCGAGAAACAAAAAAGGUUUUUAUUAAAAAACGGUACAACUGUUUAUGUUCUCGAGCGCAUGAUCGGAGGUGGGUUUGUUGAAAUGUCAAUGUUAAUUGCUAUAAUCCUAGGGGAAAUGGAACAGGAACUUCAUAAACUAGAAACAUCAAUGGAUAAUGAGAGUCCCUGUGCUGUAUGCAAAGAAGAACCUGUGUGCUUGAAACUCUGUUGCAAUCGUGUAUGUAAAGAAUGUUUUUGUAUGUACUUUGAUUCUUGUAAUCUAAAAUUGAGAUGUAUGGUGUGCAAACGACAAAUUCCGUACGAACAAAUUUUCAAAACAGCAGAAUUCAUUAAAUCCUUGGAAUCACUAGACGAAAUACGUGAUUUGAUGAAACAUAUUGACUGUCAGAUUUGUCGCUGUGAAGAAGAGGAGCUCUGUAAAACAAAAUAUCAAUCAAAUUAUCAACAUAAAUGUACAGAUUUAAAGGAACAACAUUUUAAAGAUUUUUCUACAAUUAUUCAACAUUAG